This is a messenger RNA of Cryptomeria japonica (Japanese cedar), 270 nucleotides long. NCBI's taxonomy places the organism in Eukaryota, Viridiplantae, Streptophyta, Pinopsida, Cupressales, Cupressaceae. The record is from the annotation of a RefSeq genome assembly.
AUGGCUGUACCAAAAAAACGCACCUCUAAAUCAAAAAAACAAAAUCGUAACAAUGUUUGGAGGAAAAAAGCGUAUUGGGCCGCAGCAAAAGCUCUUUCUUAUGUUAAGAGUGAGUAUAUUUAUUCUGAGCUUGAGCUUUACGGUGAUGGUGAUUGGAAGAUAUUCCCUGCAGCUAAUUCACCGGGAAGAAAACCCGAGGGUUUUCUUUCUUCCACAGCAUCCUCCAUAGCAGAGGAAGAGGAUAAGCGGGAACGAGAACAAAGAGGAUGA